AUGAAACUCCACGCGCGCAUUGCUUCGUGUGUCCAAAUUGCCCGCCACCCCCCUCCCAUGCAUGAGCUGAGCCGACGAAUAAAAGAUCCGCAUUGGCCUCGAACGAAAUCAAAGUCGGUCUCUACUGUGGUCAGUGGUUGUCCAUCGGGCCUGAACCGAUCACGCGAGCACCGCGCACCCUUUUUCCAAUGA
Plenodomus lingam JN3 is the source of this 192-nucleotide messenger RNA. The record is from RefSeq and is a predicted model, not a curated record. Lineage: Eukaryota; Fungi; Ascomycota; Dothideomycetes; Pleosporales; Leptosphaeriaceae.